Messenger RNA from Gaeumannomyces tritici R3-111a-1, 2067 nucleotides. RefSeq lists its product as hypothetical. The transcript has 2 exons. The record is from RefSeq and is a predicted model, not a curated record. The coding region runs from base 189 to 1862 and encodes 557 amino acids. Lineage: Eukaryota; Fungi; Ascomycota; Sordariomycetes; Magnaporthales; Magnaporthaceae.
CCGUUGGAGGCUCGUUUGUAGUGGUCUGCCUACAAGGUCGUCAAACGGCGAUCGCGACGGCGUGUUUUUAUUUAACAACAGAGCUACGGUCCUUCACUUUGUUAGCUUUCCUUCUAGAUCUCAUCCGAAUAUUCCAUACGCAAAUUCAUCCACACACCAAGACGCCAGCCCGAGCGAGCGAGCACGACAUGUACUUCCAGCAACGGAAGGUGGGUCCGGAGAGGUAUAAGCCCUGCCCGAGACUCUGCCACGGCGAGGAGUGUCUGAAGCCGCCUGGGGAGUGCCAGCUAUCCCAUGACGGGAGGGUCAUCGCGGCAUUCAAAGCCGGCCGUGGAAGACAGCGGUGCGACAAAGGGGAGGACUGUUGGAAUGCGGCCAAUUACCUGUGCCGGUACCAGCACACGCUGGACGAGGUCUUCCCAGAAGGGCCACGACUAGCCAAGGCCAUGGAAGACCUGGACGAAAUCAGCAGCAUCAACAUGGGCGCCUUGUCAAGCCAAGAGGACACCCACAUCUCAGACCUCAAGGGGCUUUCGAGCUUCAGCACGCUUGACAAGGAUGACGAGGUUGCUAUCCCAGGGACGCCGGCGUUUUUCAACACACCAAGCACACCGAUCGCCAUCAUCUCAGACAACAAGAACGGCGUCUUGCCGGAGCUGCCGAAGCGUACGCACAGCUUCGAUGCCCUUGUUACCUCGAUCGAGAUGAUGACCGACGGCUCCGCACUCCGCUCGUCAGACGUUGUGGCCAGCUGUGGGGCUCUGCGGAUGAUCCUCAACUUCAUGAGGAGAAGCUACCAGCAGCCUGGCACCGAGAUGGAAAAGAACCCACUGGAUCUGAAUUGGCUGCCUCACCGAUUCGACCUGCAGUGGCGGGAGCCUGGGACACUCUAUAUCUCACCCUGGGCCAACGAUCCGAGGUUCAAGCGCAGCUGGGGAAAGGGUCGAGGGUUCGAGAGCGAGACGCGGAAGUUUGACCAGUCGCAUCCGGUUCUCAGCCGCAGCUCCAGCCACCACCAGGUGGUGUCGUACAACCUUGGCGGCCUGCGAUGCGUCGUCCAAGCCGAGGUCGACGCGUACAGCUGUGACUGCGGACACCAGUCGGGAGGUAGGCCACAAGAGGGGCCGCCCCACGAACCCUUUGAGCUAGUUCGUCCCAGGUCCGCAAAGAGCGGCUCAGCUCGCCGCACCUCGACCCCUAGCCCUGUCAUCAGGCCUGUGGCCAGUUCCAACACUGGCAGAGGCAAGGGGAAGGGGAGAAGGCCGGGCGGCAGACGUUCGGUGCCCAUCAUCGACUUCAGCCUCCUGAAUAUAGACGACGCAGGAGAUAGCGAGUCACAAAGCUCCCUGCGCUCCGGGCCUCCAUCAACCCCGGGCUCCGCGGCAGGCCAGGCCUCGAGAAAUUCGAAACUGACCGUUCGCAAGGCCGGCAACACCCAACCACCCAUCCCCAUCUCCUGCCUGCUUGAGAUCAAGACCCGGAAGGAAGACUCCACCAUAACCAUUGAGAGCUGGGCGGCGCAACUUUACUUUUCCGGCAGACGUCAAGUGUUCGAGGCGAUGCACCGACACGGGGUUUUCCAUCCAAGAGAUGGGGGCACGGUGCCGGAUCUGGACGGCAAACUUGAGAAUUGGGCGAGUCGUGACAGCAUUCAGGCCGCGUUGAGCCGAACCGUGGCUCUUCUCCGGGCGAUUCGAAACAAGCUUGCGCAGCUGGAGGAGUCGGGAGACAUAUCACUUGGACCCGAAGGAAACGGGCUGAGCCUCCUGCUUGGUGAGGAUGAGGAAGGCAACGAGGGAGGAGGCAGGGUGCCGUUUGCGCGGCUCUAUAUGAGGAAUGAUGGCGUGCGGCUGGUUCCUUGAGCCUGCCUGUCUUGUCGAUGGAGGGCGUUGAAGGCUGGAUUUCUUAUGUCAUGCCACGAUUUGGAACGUAUGUAUCAGGUUGACGACAGAACGUAUGAAUCUCACUCAUGUAACAAGCGGCGGUGUCCCGAGCUUUAAAAAUGGGAUUUUAUUGGCGUUCCUCCAACAAUGGAGCUGAAUGGUGGGGUCGGGCACACGUCAUACC